This is a messenger RNA of Clarias gariepinus (North African catfish), 864 nucleotides long. RefSeq lists its product as uncharacterized. The record is from RefSeq and is a predicted model, not a curated record. The transcript is spliced from 5 exons. Bases 175 to 864 code for a protein of 229 amino acids. NCBI's taxonomy places the organism in Eukaryota, Metazoa, Chordata, Actinopteri, Siluriformes, Clariidae.
CAUUACUGCUCACACAACACCUGGCUCACAUGUUUGUGUGUGUGUAUGUUUCAAAGGAGGUGAUGAAGCCCAUACAGACACAAGGAUAUUUUUAGAGAUAAUGAUCGAAGAAGUGUAAGAACACAGAGAAGAUCAGAAAUUCUGUGAAAUACAUCUAUUUGUUUGGGGUGAAUUAUGGAUGUGCUUGUGCGUGUGGUGUUGAGUGUUGCGAUCCUGACAAGCACACAGAGUCUCAAAGCUUCGUUGUCUGCACCUGUCCCGGCCUUGACCACCGCGUCGCUAAAUGAAGUCAUUGACCCCUUCGUGACCUCAAAGGUCACUGACCUCAAAGAACCUAUAAGGAUGGACCUCUCUCGUUCCCUAUUUGAACCACAAGAUAUCAGGAGCGCUGACACAGACAGAGACAGGCCACAAGGUGCAUCCAGCACCUCCCUUCCUACUCCCAUUUUGACCAUGAACCAAGCAAACACGAAAAUCGCAGACACAGAAGACGCCAAGACAGACGCUACCAUCGUAACAGAUGUCCCUCAACAGUCAAAAAGCAUUGCUAGUCCUGAGACGUUCAAAAGUCCAUCACAAGAUAUCAUACCAUCCCUCGUUCCACUAAGAAGCACCACCAUUACACAAGGAUCAUCCAUCCCUUCAUCUACCAAUCACAGUGAAGGACAUCAAAAUCCUUCUCAAGCCCCAACUCCUGAGACCUUCCCAUCAGUAUCUUUAAUUCCACCUUCCAUUCCAGCUUCUACUCUGAAAGACUCAAUCAAUAGAUCUGCUUCUUUGGAAAACGAGAACCCGGACGAACCAUCUGAACUAGAUGUUGGAGAUGAAGGUAGGUGGAGUCAUAAUCUGUGUGUUGUAACUUAG